UAACUUGGCACCCUGGGCCAUCUUACUGGCAUGAUGUAUCCGUCUCAUUUACAGGUACUUGGUAGGUGAGAACACCCCCAGUGUCUUACAACUCGACCAGGAUGUAUGGUCACAUUUCUCAACAACAGCAUAUAGGGUCAAGAAGAUUCUUCCCAUUAAGGAGGAUUAGCACUGCCUUUGUUUUGGUUCUUCUUCUUAACUCAUAUCUUCCGGUCUCACAUGCCCAAGUUGCGCGUACUUUGAUAGCCUCAACAGCCUUUGCUUUGAUAGCAUCCAAUGCUGCCGGAGUGACACAAUUGACGACUUCUGAACUGGUUUCAAUAGCAGUUGGCGCGGCCAUCAUUCUUGGGCAAUCGACGAGGGAAGAUCCACCCAACCAGUGUGCUCUCUCUGGUUAUCCGAGAUACACCUAUGAAGCCAGUCUCUCUCUCUGCUACAGGACUGUAGCAUCACCACUCAGUGUUACCGCAGCGGAAGCUGCGUGCGCAGCAGACGGAACUAACUCCCAAUUGUUACGUGUAUCCAGCGUCGAGGUUUUUAAUUUCCUAGUUCAACAAAAACAACAGAAUAGUGGUAUUUCUUCCUUUUACAUCCAAGGUAAAAGAAUAAACAGUUGGAGUCCUUACCUCUACAACGAUGGCACAACAAUAACCUACUUCAAUUGGUCACCAGGACAACCAAUUGGUGGCGGGCUCUACCUCGCGACAGCCAGCGCCGACACCCGGAUGCAGGCGGACGACGGAACAUCUCCGCGCUCCUAUGUCUGCGCCGUUUAUCCUCCAACAUCCCUUCCAGCGAGAUGAAUACUUAAUCAAUUACACUAAUAUAUGUCUAAUCGAUUACUUUAUAAUAUGUAAUCGAUUAAUUAUCGAUCCCUUUUUUUCACUAAAAUGUGAAAGACACCUCUUCUGAACAUCUUGUAUAAACUCUUCAAGUUGAUUUGGAUUUAGGUUUAAAGGGGUAUUUACAUUAUGAAUGAUAUAAAAAAUUUAAGACUUCACAUUUCAUUCUUAUUAGUCUAAAGGAUACCAUUUCAUAGUUUUAACUAUAUGUACUUAAAUUCAAACUCAAAACAAAUAAGCCAAAAUAGAGAGUCUUAGACCAGUCUAAGAGGGUUUUUUUCCAGUCUUUUAAAGUAUGUAAACGAGUUUUUUUGUAGGAAGUUUACGAGUUUGGGUGAAAUCUUGACCUUGCAACAAUAACCGUCAUAAUUAUUCUGUUGUUCUUGACCUUUUGAAUAAAAUCUGAUAAUUAAAAUAUUGGCAAAAAGCCUUGCUUCAUGACUUGAAUAAAAUGGUAUUUAGAACUUGUAAUUGUUCUAAUUUAAUAGAUCCCGAUUGGGACUAGUUAUCAAAAUAAUAAAUGGUCAUACCUCAUUAACUGCAUCGUG
Molecule: messenger RNA, 1390 nt
Organism: Magallana angulata
Lineage: Eukaryota; Metazoa; Mollusca; Bivalvia; Ostreida; Ostreidae
Exons: 4
Coding region: 102-803 (233 amino acids)
Source: RefSeq, a predicted model, not a curated record